Molecule: messenger RNA, 2119 nt
Organism: Cuscuta campestris
Lineage: Eukaryota; Viridiplantae; Streptophyta; Magnoliopsida; Solanales; Convolvulaceae
Source: the annotation of a GenBank genome assembly
CCACCUGGCAUCUCAAAAAACUGCCCCAUACAUUUUACUUCAAACUGCCUAAUUUCUCAGUUCAAACUUUCCCUCUUGGAUCCUCGCCGGCGCUUCUCAUUCAUCGGAUUUAGUUUCGGGAGUUCGGAGAGUUAUUGUUCGACAGAUCAUCUGGUUUGCGUCAAUGGAGGAAGGGGAACAGAUUGAUCUCGAAAUCAAAGAUCAUAGCAUCUCCAAUGUUUCGCUGGAGAAUGAUAAUUUCGUUCUCAACUUGUCUUCUUCCCAGCUUCUUCAGGCGAUCAGCCUCAAUCAACCAGAGAAUCAGAAAGAGCCUAUAUGUUUGGAGUUAUUUGAAAAUAUUGAAGGUCAGGAAGAAUCAGAUACUUAUCCGUGUGAUGAAAAGGAUGAUACCUUUCCUGAAAUUUGUGAGACAAUUGAACCCGAAAGCCCCAAGUGGAAAGGAAAUUUUAAGUUUCGUGAGAGUUUAGCCUGGGAUAGCGCUUUCUUCACAGAUGCCGGAGUACUAGAACCUGAGGAACUGUCCAGAAUGAUCAAAAGAACUGAAAAUGGUGACAAGCAUGAUCUGUUUGGAAUUGAUGAGGAUGUAGAACAAUCUACUGGUUCAUUCACAAUAUAUGGAAGUGAUGAUCUGAACUUUUGGCAACUUAAGACAGAUUCUUGUGAGGAUAUUAAAGCUUCAACUAAUGAAUCCUGUAAAUUGUCAAAUUUGAUGAUUUCAAGCAGCCACGUGACAUCUUCAAAGGAAGUGAAUGAGGCUACUUCUGCUCUGAAUGAGGUUGACUAUACUAAAAAUAAGCUUGUGCCUAAAGUUUCUCCCAAGAGAACUAUUGGAGCACAAACUUCUCGGGUGUCGAAAAGCCAGCAAAAACAAUUUUGUGCAAUACAAGGCUCGGGGAAGUCGGUGGCCGAAACAAGCUCUCAAUUAAUGCAGGCCAAUACUAGAACCACAGACUCAAAGUCGUUUCUUGGGUCAUCAAAACGGACGAGUAAGGUGAAUUCUGUAUCAGCAGCAGCAGGAAAAGGGACCACUAGAGAUGCCAAACAUUUUAAGAUGGUUCAUGCCAAUGGGAAGCUUAGUACUGGUUCUAGUAAUGGGACUGAAGCACCAAAAGUCGUUCCCUUAAAUAAUGCUCGCAAGGUGUUACUGAAACCCGCAACGUCUGUAAGGCCACCUUCUAUUGGCUCAUCGGCCUCAACCCGCAACGUCUCAAGGUCUUCCAGUAGCAGUACUGCUAGUACUUUGUCAGACAGAACAGCAAAAUCUACUUCUAGUGUAGCAAGAAAGGUGGAGAGUAAAUCUGUGGGUCGACCUGCUGUUAACACUCCAUCACAAAUUCCAUUAAAAAAUGACGUAUCACUUAGAAACUCUGCUGUAGGAGCAUAUGUGAUGUCUUCAAAAAUGAGCCCCGGCAUUUCACCCGGCAGUUCUUUGACUUCCUGUAGUGAGUGGUCUUCAACAUCUUCAACUUCUAGAUCCAUUAACAAGAGGUCAAAUGGAUCAAGGACUAGCCUUGAUACUAGUAGAUCCGUGGACAGUUAUAGUCCGGCCUCUGAUUUGAGUAACCAUCCCAGUCAACGCCAUACAUCAGCUAAAUCAGUGACAAGAACAGCAUUGCGUAGCGGAAGUGUAAGUAAACCUUUAAGACAGAACACACUUUCUCAAGCAGCUUCUAAAAAACCAUCAUGCCUCCGGAUGCCAUCCCCGGAGAUUGGUUUCUUUGACGCGGAUAAGUCACCAUCUAUGUUGUCUCCUUCCAACCCAAGCGUUGCAGUGACGAAACUUGGAGCCAACAUAAGGGCAAAUUUGAAAACCAAAACUGCAGAGCUUCCAAAUGCAAAAACAUUAAAUGUUUCGGUAAGCACAGAAUGUGAUACAGAGAAGGUCCCUUCUCAAGAGAGUAGAGAUGGUAGUUUAUGUCCUAAACAUGCUGCAGGUGAUUUAAUCAAGAGCAAAACAAGUACAAUAUGUUUGAAGCAUUGAAUUUUUUCCCUGAUUCAUCCAUAGAUUUCUCAGCUUUAAACCAAGACAAAAAAAUGCAUUGUCAAUUAUUUACUGAAAAAAAAAACAAAACUUACUGACUAAAAAAAACUGUUUGUGCAAUAUACUUUUCGUUCAAUG